Messenger RNA from Aspergillus welwitschiae, 1171 nucleotides. Its product is annotated as FMN-binding negative transcriptional regulator. The coding region runs from base 109 to 900 and encodes 263 amino acids. The transcript has a single exon. NCBI's taxonomy places the organism in Eukaryota, Fungi, Ascomycota, Eurotiomycetes, Eurotiales, Aspergillaceae. The record is from RefSeq and is a predicted model, not a curated record.
UGGUAAUAUAAGAACCCUUGCCCUUCCUACUACGCUCACGAUCGUUCCAACAUACGCCCAUACUUCAAAUCCGUUUAACAGUAUCUCAUUCGAACCGCCACAACCACAAUGUACCUCCGCGCCAUCCACGCCGAAUCCCACAUCCCAGCCCUCCACCAACUCAUUCGCCAAAACCCCCUCGGCAUCCUCACAACAGCAAUCAAAUCUCCCCUCUACCCCCUCCUCCAAUCAAGCCACAUCCCCUUCAUCCUCGACGUCCCCUCGUCCGAAGACUCAUCAGACGGCACAAUUCCCAAUGGCACUCUCCGCGGCCACAUGGCCAAACAAAACCCCCAGGCCAAGGCCCUGAUGGAAGCACUAGCAGCGCAGCAGCAACAAACCGGCAACAACACGUCUCUCGAACUUGAAGACGAAGUCCUCGUCCUCUUCACCUCCGAACACCACCACUACGUCACACCAAAGUUCUACACAGAGACCAAGCCCGCCACGGGGAAAGUCGUCCCCACAUGGAACUAUGCUGCUGCGCAAGCAUACGGCAAGAUCCGGGUUUACUGUGACUCGAAGUCCGAGGAGACGGGGACGUUCUUGCAGAAGGCUGUGGAGGAUUUGACGAAGCAGAGUGAGGGGUCUAUUAUGGGGUAUACGGGGACGGAGGGGCGGCCGGGGCCGUGGAAGGUGUCGGAUGCGCCGGUGCCGUAUGUGGAGAUUUUGAAGAAGAAUAUUAUUGGUAUUGAGAUUAGGAUUGAGCGAUUGCAGGGCAAGUUUAAGAUGAGUCAGGAGAUGGGAAAAGGGGACCGCGAGGGGGUGGUUAGUGGGUUUGAGGCGUUGGAGUCGGAUGUUGGGAAGGGGGUUGCACAGAUGGUGAGGGAGAGAGGGGAGAUGAAGGAUGCGCAGAAGUAGGUCUACGGAAUUGUUUGUACGAAUGGAUGAGCAAAGAUUUAAAUAAUAUCUGACUAUGUGGGGCGCCAUGCAUGAAGUGCCGAAAGAAUGUCACUAUCUUAGUGAAAACUUCUGGAUAACCGCAGCGGUUGCCUAGCACAUUUAAGAUGGUGGAAGUUAUCACGCGUAUCCUGUCAUAAUCUCGUAUCCUAGAUGUCGUGUGUGAAAUAGACUGCAUCUCAUUUCACUCUGCUGAUUUCGAUUUCGUCCUGAUACACAUACAUGUUUAGUG